This is a messenger RNA of Quercus robur (English oak), 2708 nucleotides long. RefSeq lists its product as uncharacterized. The record is from RefSeq and is a predicted model, not a curated record. NCBI's taxonomy places the organism in Eukaryota, Viridiplantae, Streptophyta, Magnoliopsida, Fagales, Fagaceae. Bases 783 to 2402 code for a protein of 539 amino acids. The transcript has 3 exons.
AUGAACUAAACCCGGUUUUCUCAAAUACUUCGAAUUCGAACCGUCCCGUGUACGAACAAACAAAAAAAUACACGUUUUCGUACAUAUUCUUCGAUUUUCUUCGACAUCGAUCAAUCGCAAACUACUUUCGAUUCUCCUCUAGAUCUAGCUCUGCUUUUCCUCUUAUUUAACCUCAAUAAUCUUCGAAUCAAAUCCCUAAUCUGUUUAAUUCUUUCAAUCCUCUAUCGAUUGAUCCCCAAAUCAUCUCCACCCGUUGAUUUUACUCAAUUCUAGGGUUAGGGUUUCGAUUCGGUCCCUUAGACCCCUCGAAUCCUCUGAAGCUUUGUUCUUUCUUGUCUAAUUUCGGGUUUCGUUCAAUUCCCCUCUCUAAUUCAGUCCUAAUUUUGUAGGUAUUCUCUCCCGGUUUGAAUUUUCUAGGGUUUCGAAUCGUUCGGUUUGGGUUUGUUCUUGUUUUCUGUAAAUUUCAAGAGGGGUUUGAUUGCUUUUCUGGUGCUUGAUUGUUUCGUGCUAUUUUUGUCCUUGAUUUGGGGUUUUGAUAGGCGAUUCAGGUGCGUAAUUGCUUCGUCUAGGGUUAGGGUUUCAGAAAAAUUUGGGGGUUUUCUAUUUGGUGGAAUUAAAUUGGGGAUACGUAUAGCCUUGUAGGGAUAUCAUCUUUGGCGUGUGAUUCAGUGAAUAUUUCAUCCGAAUUAAGGCUUCUAGGGUUUUGAUUUUGAUCUUCCUCUCUUCUCUUUCCUCUUUUGUGGUCCUUCGAAGUUUGAAUUCAAGGAAUUCGAGAGGUUAACAUGGGAUUUAAAAGGUCUUUUGAUGACGAGGAGUUCCCAGAGCUUCCUUGUAAGCACCCAAGGAAGCCUGAUUAUAGAAAUACACGGACUCCAUUUGCUGAACUUGUUCCUUGUAACAAUGCCUACAAUGCCCCACAAGAACCUAUUUCUUCAGGUGAGGUUGUGGAUGGCUUUCAUAAAUUUCAGUGGCAUGAGGAAAAUGGAAAAGACACUGUUACUAAAGUUUCAAAUUUAGGUGACAAGGAUCUUGAGACUAAUGAACCCUUGUCGUCGUUCUCCAUCUGUUCUAAUGAAGAAGAUGAUGGGUCUGGGGCAUCAGCCUACUCAUAUCUUUCUCCAGAAUAUUUCGAAGUAGAUUUCCCAAGGAGAACGUUAGUUCCAUUUGAGGAUGUCUCGUCUUCUUACUUGGAUCGUUAUCCUAGAAAACAAGUUCCUCUUGGUUCAGAUCAUCAAGCCAGUAUUCCAUUGUGGGGCAAGCAUAUAAAUAAGAACAAGUUAGAUCUGACAGAAAAUUGUAAUUCCAGCAGUAGCGAUGGUGGCAGCAGUGAGGAGAAGCUGAUGGGAACUUGUGUUAUCCCAAUGCCUGAUAUGUCAACAGACAAGGGCUACUAUGCUGGAUGUGGCAGGACAGCCUGUGACUGUCUGGAUUCUGGCUCUGUUAGAUGUGUUCGCCAGCAUGUCAAUGAAGCUCGGGAAGAACUAAGAAAAACCCUUGGGCAUGAUAAGUUUGUGAAUUUGGGGUUUUCUGACAUGGGAGAGGAGGUGGCACACAAAUGGACUGAAGAAGAAGAGGAGAUUUUUCAUGAGGUUGUUUACUCCAAUCCUGUAUCCCUGUGUAGGAAUUUUUGGAAGAAACUGUCAUCGGUGUUUCCUUCUCGAAGCAAAAAGGAGCUUGUAAGCUAUUAUUUCAAUGUGUUCAUGCUUUGGAGACGUGCUGCUCAGAACAGAUCUACUUUUCUGGACAUAGACAGUGAUGAUGAUGAAUGGCAUGGAAGUAAUAGAGGCUCCCAUGAGGUUGGGAAUUCAGAAGAAGAUGAAGACUCUGCUAUUAUCUCUCUUGCUGAUCAAGAUAAUCAGGUAGAUUCUUCUGAAGAAGAUGAUUGUAGUAGUGAUGAUGAUGAUGAUGAUAACGAUGGUGAUGAUGAUUGCAAUGAUGACAGUGGCAAGGGACAUGGUAGAGAAGAUGUCCUUGAAGAAGAUGGUGGUGUGGAUAUUUUGCCAGAAGCACCAGUUUUGAAAUUGCAUGAUGAGAACAAAUUUGACCAGUUAGUUCAGCACAUGGAUAAUACUCCUGGGAGUGAUCAGGAGGAUCUCUAUGCCCAAGAUGACUCAUGCUUGUCAUUUGAUUGUCAAGCCAAUAUGAGUAGUUCCUGUGGUUCUGUUAACAAUGGAGCUGCUUUACAGGUGCGUGGCAUUAAUAGUGAGCAUGGAAAACGCAGUGAAGCCGAUUGGUGUAGCGAUGCGGGUCAAUUCUAUUUACUCGAGCCCUGUGAUGCUAAAGUUUGGGAUGCCAGGUGUACGUCAACUUCUUUAAAAAAUUUUGAUAUUUUAUCCCCAUGGAACAUGAUCGAAGAGGUUUUUGGGGAAGGCACUUCGGAUAACAAGAAGAGGGAUGACUAAAAGGCAUCAACUAGUGGCUCUUUGAGAUAGUUGUAUCAAUUUCUUUGUACAUAUCUUAUCUGGGUUUUUUUUACAAGGGCCAAAAUUUUUGAGGCUUUGGCAGUUGUAACUGUCAUGCAAGAACAGUUCUUCUAAAAGCCUUGGAUAUUCUGUUUUUCCAUUUUCCUUGUGUACAUUCUUUGGAAAUCUCUUAUUUAUGAGCAUAUUAAAAUGCUCUGGAGCAAACAUGCUUUUUGUAAGUUGCUAUGCUCUUGUAUAUUUAAUAUUUUAUUCAGUUCCCACCAUUUUAUUGGGGUCGGAAACCAA